AUGCAUGAUAAGAAGCAAAUUCUUGUGAUACAUCUGAAGAUGGCAUCGAUUCAUGCUAAUCUGACAUCAGUCAUGUGCAAAAACUCCAACCAUUCUUCCCUUUCAAAGAUUUCCAAAACUGCUUUCUUGCCUGUUUUUGAUGUUUCUUCUGAAACUCCCAACUUAUGGAAGAAAGAAUCACUCUCUUCCUCUUCCUCUUCCUCCAUCAUGGUGCCUCGAGCUACCUUGACCUUUGACCCUCCAUCAACCAAUGUGCCGAAGACUAGUCAAAGAAAGAACACAAUUGACCCAUCUGCCCCUGACUUUCUUCCUCUUCCAUCAUUCGAACAAUGUUUCCCACAAAGCACAAAGGAAUACAAAGAAGUUGUCCAUGAAAACACCGGUAAUGUCCUCAAAGUUCCAUUUCGACGUGUCCACCUGGCAGGUGACGAACCACAUUUUGACACGUAUGACACCAGUGGCCCACAAAACAUAAACCCACAAAUCGGACUCCCAAAACUUCGCAAAAAUUGGAUUGAUUCAAGGGAGAAAUCAAGUCCACCAAGGUACACGCAAAUGUACUACGCGAAGCAGGGGAUUAUAACCGAAGAAAUGCUUUACUGUGCAACCCGGGAGAAUCUCGACCCUGAAUUCGUCCGAUCAGAAGUCGCACGUGGUCGCGCGAUCAUUCCUUCAAACAAAAAACAUCUGGAACUUGAACCGAUGAUUGUUGGAAGAAAUUUCUUGGUCAAAGUCAACGCAAACAUCGGAAACUCAGCUGUUGUUAGCUCAAUUGAAGAAGAAGUUCACAAGCUUCAAUGGGCGACAAUGUGGGGUGCGGAUACGAUCAUGGAUCUAUCCACGGGUCGCCAUAUCCAUGAAACCCGUGAAUGGAUCCUCCGUAACUCAUCCGUUCCGGUUGGAACCGUUCCUAUUUAUCAAGCACUAGAGAAAGUCAAUGGAAUUGCUGAGAAUUUGACUUGGGAGGUUUUUAGGGAGACUUUGAUUGAGCAAGCUGAACAGGGCGUUGACUAUUUUACUAUUCACGCGGGUGUUCUGUUAAGGUAUAUUCCGUUAACUGCUAAACGGAUGACUGGGAUUGUUUCACGAGGUGGGUCGAUUCAUGCGAAAUGGUGUUUAGCUUAUCAUAAGGAGAAUUUUGCUUAUGAACAUUGGGAGGAUAUUCUUGAUAUUUGUAAUCAGUAUGAUAUUGCUUUGUCUAUUGGUGAUGGGUUGAGGCCUGGAUCCAUUUAUGAUGCUAAUGAUACUGCUCAGUUUGCUGAGUUAUUGACUCAAGGUGAGUUGACUCGAAAAGCUUGGGCGAAGGAUGUACAGGUGAUGAACGAAGGACCUGGACAUAUCCCAAUGCACAAAAUCCCUGAAAACAUGCAAAAACAAUUAGAAUGGUGCAACGAAGCCCCAUUCUACACACUCGGCCCAUUAACCACCGACAUCGCCCCAGGCUACGACCACAUCACCUCCGCCAUCGGCGCCGCCAACAUCGGAGCCCUAGGAACCGCCCUCCUCUGUUACGUCACCCCCAAAGAACACCUCGGUCUCCCCAAUCGCGACGAUGUGAAAACCGGCGUUAUCUCCUACAAAAUCGCCGCCCACGCUGCUGACCUAGCAAAAGGCCACCCACACGCUCAAGCCUGGGACGACGCUUUAAGCAAAGCGAGGUUUGAGUUCCGGUGGUUGGAUCAGUUUGCGUUGUCGUUGGACCCGAUGACUGCUACGGCGUUUCACGAUGAAACGAUGCCGUCUGAUGGUGCGAAAGUGGCCCAUUUUUGUUCCAUGUGUGGGCCCAAGUUUUGUUCGAUGAAGAUUACAGAGGAUGUGAGGAAGUAUGCGGAGGAACAUGGGUAUGGAAGCGCGGAAGAGGCUGUUCAGGAAGGGAUGGAUGCUAUGAGCGCUGAAAAUGAAGAUUGAUAAGGGAAAGCAUGGGAAGAAUGGAGAAUGGCCUUGGAUUGGAUUGGAUUGGAUGGAUUCUGGAAGAUGGGCCUAGUGUGGAAUGAGGUUCAACUUCAAACGCUAGGAAAAGCAUUUUCAGGCUGAGAAAGUCCCUUAGAACCUGAACAGGAUAAUGCCUGCGUAGGGAGAGUGCUUUUUUGUUUUUGUUUAUGUAGAGUUACGCAAGGACGAGCAUCUUGCUCUCAUCUCACGUGUUGCUGCCUCAGUAACCGGUUCCAUAUUACACUUGAGUUUACUUGACGAAGCUGGUUGUUUUUGUCAACAUAUCUAUAUAUAUUCCUUUUAUAAAAUGCCUAGGAAAUAGACAUCUCUUAAGAGUUAAGACUGAAUUUGUUACACAAGAUUCAAUUGAACUGAUGGUGGACAAAAAGUUGUAAUUAUUCGUCCCCAUUGACACAUGACUUAGCCCACCAAACGCACUAGAAGAAUG
Molecule: messenger RNA, 2380 nt
Organism: Lactuca saligna
Lineage: Eukaryota; Viridiplantae; Streptophyta; Magnoliopsida; Asterales; Asteraceae
Source: the annotation of a GenBank genome assembly